Molecule: messenger RNA, 1506 nt
Organism: Meriones unguiculatus (Mongolian gerbil)
Lineage: Eukaryota; Metazoa; Chordata; Mammalia; Rodentia; Muridae
Product: zinc finger protein 431-like
Exons: 6
Biological process (GO): regulation of transcription by RNA polymerase II
Molecular function (GO): RNA polymerase II cis-regulatory region sequence-specific DNA binding; DNA-binding transcription factor activity, RNA polymerase II-specific
Source: RefSeq, a predicted model, not a curated record
AUGGGAAUCUUGACUUUCAAUGAUGUGCAUGUGAAAUUCAGCCAAGAAGAGUGGGCUUUGCUGGAAUCUUCCCAGAAGCAACUCUACAAAGAUGUGAUGCUAGAGACCUGUAAAACCCUCACUGCAAUAGGCUACAAUUGGGAACACCAUAAUAUUGAAGAACAUUUUCAAAGUUCUACAAGUAAUAAAAGGCAUGAAAGCAGUCAUACUGGAGAGAAACACUUUAAAUGCACUCUCUGUGUUAAAGCCUUCCCCUAUAUCACUGUUCUCAUAUGUCAUAAAAGAUCACACACAGGAGAUAAGUCUUACAAAUGUAAUCAAUGUGGUAAAGCCUUUGCAAAAAACAGUACUCUCAUAAGCCAUAAAAGAACACACAGUGGAGAGAAACCUUAUGAAUGUAACCAAUGUGGUAAAGCCUUUGCAGAAAACAGUAAUCUCUUAAGCCAUAAAAGAACACACACUGGAGAGAAACCUUAUGAAUGUAACCAGUGUGGUAAAGCCUUUGCACAAAACAGUCAUCUCAUAAACCAUAAAAGAACACACACGGGAGAAAAACCUUAUGAAUGUAACCAGUGUGGUAAAGACUUUGCAGAAAACAGUACUCUCUUAAGCCAUAAAAGAACACACACUGGAGAGAAACCUCAUGAAUGUAAUCAGUGUGGUAAAGCCUUUGCACAACACAGUACUCUCAUACGGCAUAAAAGAACACACACUGGAGAAAAACCUUUUGAAUGUGAAGAGUGUGGUAAAGCCUUUGCAUGCAACAAUAAUCUCAUAAGCCAUAAAAGAACACAUACUGGAAAGAAACCUUAUGAAUAUACCCAAUAUGAUAAAGCCUUUGCACAGCAGAGCCAUUUGAUGAUCCAUGAAAGAACACACACUGGAGAGGAGCCUUACAAAUGUAAUCAAUGUGGUAAAGCCUUUAAAAAAAACAGUCAGCUCAUACGGCAUAAAAGAAAACAUACUGGAGAGAAACCUUAUGAAUGUAACCAGUGUGGUAAAGCCUUUGCACAAAACAGUCAUCUCAUAAGCCAUAAAAGAACACACACUGGCGAGAAACCUUAUGAAUGUAAUGAGUGUGGCAAAGCCUUUGCACAAAACAGUAAUCUCAUAAGCCAUAAAAGUACACACACUGGAAAGAAACCUUAUGAGUGUAACCAGUGUGGUAAAGCCUUUGCAGAAAACAGUACUCUCAUAAGCCAUGAAAGAACACACACUGGAGAGAAACCUUAUGAAUGUAAUGAGUGUGGUAAAGCCUUUGCAGAAAACAGUACUCUCUUAAGCCAUAAAAGAACACACACUGGAGAGAAACCUUAUGAAUGUAACCAGAGUGGUAACGGGUUUGCAGAAAACAGUCAUCUCAUAAGCCAUAAAAGAACACACACUGGAGAGAAACCUUAUGAAUUUAACCAGUGUGGUAAAGCCUUUGCACGAAACAAUCAUCUCUUAAGUCAUAAAAGAACACACACUGGAGAGAAACCUUAUGAAUGUAACCAGUGUGGUAAA